Molecule: messenger RNA, 1113 nt
Organism: Nanorana parkeri
Lineage: Eukaryota; Metazoa; Chordata; Amphibia; Anura; Dicroglossidae
Gene: BARX2
Product: BARX homeobox 2
Exons: 4
Coding region: 244-1113 (289 amino acids)
Biological process (GO): regulation of transcription by RNA polymerase II
Cellular component (GO): nucleus
Molecular function (GO): DNA-binding transcription factor activity, RNA polymerase II-specific; RNA polymerase II transcription regulatory region sequence-specific DNA binding
Source: RefSeq, a predicted model, not a curated record
GAGGUGCAGAGUGAGCAGAGAGACAGCCGGUCACAGAGGGUAGAGGGUGCAGACAGAGGUGUGUAGGAGGCAGGCACAGAGGUGAUGAGACAGCCCCCUCCCUGCACUCACACAAUGUGAUCCGGGAGAGAUCACACAACACACUGAUUGACAGCUGGAGACUCCUAAAAAGGGAAUUGCUAUGAAGUUUAUAUAGAGAGGAGCGGAGAGGACGGCACAGUGUCACCCGGAUCCCCCCCCAGCAUGCACUGCCAGGCCGAGCUCCGACUCUCCGCCCCGGGACAAAUCAAGGCUGCCAGGCGGCGAUACAAAUCUUUUAUGAUCGAUGAGAUUCUAUCCAAGGAGACCUGCGAUUACUUUGAGAAGCUGUCACUGUAUUCCGUGUGCCCUUCCCUGCUGGUCCGACCCAAGCCCCUGCAUUCAUGCCCCGGUUCAUCUCCGCUCCGGUCAUACCCGCUUCUCUCCGUCAUCACCCGCCAGCCCAAUGUUCUUUCCCACUUGAUCCCUUCGCCUUCGUCCUUGCACAUACCUGUGCUCUCCCCCACACAUCUCUCUUCGCCUUGUGCGCGAUCGGAGACCCCCGCCAGUGAAGCCCCCCAAAGCAGCGAAUCAGAGAUCGAGCAGGCGGCCCCUCGUGUGAAGAAGCCACGGCGCAGCAGAACGAUCUUCACUGAAAUGCAACUCAUGGGACUGGAGAAGAAGUUCCAGAAACAGAAGUAUCUCUCAACUCCAGACCGGCUGGACUUGGCUCAGUCUCUGGGCCUGACACAGCUGCAGGUCAAGACGUGGUAUCAGAACCGAAGGAUGAAAUGGAAGAAAAUUGUGCUUAAGGGUGGACAGGAGGCCCCCACCAAGCCAAAAGGACGUCCCAAGAAGAAUUCCAUCCCAACUUCUGAAGAAAUUGAAGCGGAGGAAAGGCUGCACAGACAGGCAGGGGAGAUGAAGGCAGAUGUUGAUGACGGGAAUGAGGUCCAAGAGCCAGAAGAAGACCAGGAUGACAAGACUGUGGAGGUGAAUGAACAGGAUGAGAGCCAGAAUCCAGAAUCUCCAUCGCCCCCUCUGCCUUGCACAUCACUAGAGGCCUCACCCAACGAACAGGAAUCCUCAAGAUAA